Messenger RNA from Rubroshorea leprosula, 1641 nucleotides. The record is from the annotation of a GenBank genome assembly. Lineage: Eukaryota; Viridiplantae; Streptophyta; Magnoliopsida; Malvales; Dipterocarpaceae.
CUCAGAGCAGCUUCUUGGUGACAAAGAUGGUGGAUGUGUGUGAUAACAGUGGAGAUGUGAAGUACGCAGCUUCGCUUUUCAAGCAAGUGAUCGAACCAAACGUGUUUCUGUUUAAUGCAUUGAUCAGAGCUUAUGCACAUAACAAUUUCUAUACCUUGGCCGUCGCUGUUUACAAAAAAAUGCUAAGACACGAACCGGCUGAGAAUCCUUUAUUGCCUGACAGAUUCACAUUCCCUUUUGUGAUAAAAUCGUGUGCAGGGCUCACGCAUCAUUCUUUGGGUAAACAAAUACAUGCCCAUGUCUGCAAGUUGGGGCCAAAGUCUCAUUCCAUGACAGAGAAUGCACUGAUAGAUAUGUACACGAAGUGUGAUAAUUUAACAGAUGCAUAUAAGGUGUUUGAGGAAAUGACUGAUAGAGAUGUCAUUUCUUGGAACAGCCUCAUUUCUGGGCAUGUUAGAUUGGGUCAGAUGAGUAAAGCUAGAGCUAUGUUCGAUGAAAUGCCUAAUAAGAGUAUCGUUUCCUGGACCUUGAUGAUUUCAGGGUACACGCAAACUGGGUGUUUUGCUGAUGCAUUGGUUGUUUUCCGGCAGAUGCAAAUGGUAGGGAUUGAGCCUGAUGAGAUCAGUAUUAUAUCUGUUUUGCCAGCGUGUGCGCAACUAGGAGCUCUUGAGCUAGGAAAAUGGAUUCAUAUGUAUUGUGACAGAAGGGGGUUAUCACUAAAAUCUUGUAUUUGUAACGCUCUUAUUGAAAUGUAUGCAAAAUCUGGCUGCAUAGAGGAAGCUCGCCAGUUAUUUGAGCAUCUAACACAAAGAGAUGUAAUUUCAUGGAGUACAAUGAUAGGAGGUUUGGCAAAUCAUGGGAAGGCUAAGGAAGCAAUCCAAAUGUUUCAAGAUAUGCAGAGAGCAAAGGUUGAUCCAAAUGGUAUCACCUUUCUUGGGGUUUUAUCAGCUUGUGCUCAUGCUGGUUUUUGGAGAGAAGGACUCAUGUACUUUGAUUCUAUGAGAAAUGAUUAUAACAUACGGCCAGAGAUUGAACAUUAUGGUUGCUUAAUUGAUCUACUUGGACGCUCAGGACGCCUUAACCAGACUCUUGAUGUAAUCAGGAAGAUGCCAAUGAAGCCAGAUUCAAAGAUAUGGGGUUCUUUAUUAAGCUCUUGCAGGACUCAUCACAAUCUGGAGAUUGCUGUUACUGCAAUGGAGCACCUUCUGGAACUUGAACCGGAUGAUACGGGGAACUAUGUGCUGCUUUCAAAUAUCUAUGCAGAUCUUGGGAAGUGGGAUGAUGUAUCUAUGAUGAGAAAACUUAUUCGAAGUAAGAGCAUGAAGAAAAUCCCUGGAUGCAGUUUGAUUGAGAUCAACAAUAUCGUUCAGGAAUUUGUAUCGGGAGAUGAUUCCAAACCAUUUUCAAAAGAUAUCUUUCAUAUGCUAGAAAUGUUUGCUAUGCAUCAGAAUGAAUAUGACGAUAUAGAGGAUGGAAGUAAGCAACUACAACGUUAAGAGCACUACGCUAAAGUCGGUAUUGCUCUUCCUCAAAGAGUUAACAGAUUAACAUCAACUAUGUUUCUUUAGAUAACAUCUUGAAUUCAGUUUAUUCAUUUAUUUUUUUAAGAUACUGACUCUCAAGUAAAUUAUGCUCCUAAUG